Messenger RNA from Diabrotica balteata, 798 nucleotides. The record is from the annotation of a GenBank genome assembly. NCBI's taxonomy places the organism in Eukaryota, Metazoa, Arthropoda, Insecta, Coleoptera, Chrysomelidae.
AUGAGGAGCAGUAGUUCGGAACUGCUCCUAGACCAGCAAGAGGAGCUUCGUAGACAAAAAAUUAAGGAACUAGCAGCUGCCAAAAAAAGUAAAAUACCAACUGGACGAUCAUGUCGAGAACAAGCUAUAUUUUAUUCCACAAGCGUGUUAGCUGUAAUGGCGAUGUCUGCUGGAUCAUCUUUGUUAUUUUUGGUACCUUUAUACGUAGAUCCAGCAAUAUCCACAUUGGCCUCCAAUUUCGUAACUGAACCAGUGACUUGUGUGACUACUAGGAUAGAAGAACUGACCGGGCUUGCGAAUUGUUCGUGGAGUUCUUGUAGAGAAGGCUGUACAAGUGACGCCUAUCACUGUACGCACAUAUAUGUUAGUUAUAAUAACAGUAAGGAAGAUCCACACAACCAAACUGACGAUGCAGUGUUAUUGGUGAACAUUAAGGGAUGCGGCUAUCCACCCAGUGUGCUCUGUCUGAACUUCACGGAAACAUACGGAGUCGAAGGUACUGAAUUUCCUUGUUACCAUUCCCGUCAGAACCGGACUGUUGUUCUUACGCAUUACGAAAGGGAUGAGCAGAUUGCCAUUAUAAUCCAUUAUUUUGCGGUGCCCUUUAUAAUAACUUUAGCCACAUCAGUAGCGCUCUGCGUAAUGCACUGUGACUGCCGGUGUCAUCCCACGACUCACCACAAACGACCCAGACGCCCAAGGAUCCAAGAUCUGAGUGAUGGCUCCAUUAAUAUUGGGGUUGACCUCCGACAUAAUACCAGCUAUCAUUCUGACUUAGCCGCUAUUAGGCCAACGUAA